Messenger RNA from Trichoderma breve, 2010 nucleotides. Its product is annotated as thiF family domain-containing protein. The transcript has 7 exons. Lineage: Eukaryota; Fungi; Ascomycota; Sordariomycetes; Hypocreales; Hypocreaceae. The record is from RefSeq and is a predicted model, not a curated record. The coding region runs from base 1 to 2010 and encodes 669 amino acids. Gene Ontology annotation, biological process: protein sumoylation. Gene Ontology annotation, molecular function: SUMO activating enzyme activity. Gene Ontology annotation, cellular component: SUMO activating enzyme complex; cytoplasm.
AUGGAGGCUCCCAGAGAGGCUGCCGUGGAUGCAGUCGAGAGCACGUCAACUGCUGCUGCUGCCACCGCUGCCCAAGAGCCUCAGCAGCAGCCGCGGAUUGUCGCGUCACAUCCCGCACCUCCUCAGCGAAACGCAAUGGCUACGCGCGAUCGAUUUAAUCACCAGUCGCUGGGCGCAUCUCUGAAUUCCUCAGUCAAGCAUGCGCGAGUGCUCAUGGUGGGCGCUGGAGGUAUCGGAUGCGAGCUUCUGAAAAAUCUAGUCCUCAACGGCUUCGGCGAAAUUCACAUCGUCGACCUCGAUACGAUCGAUCUAUCCAAUCUCAACCGACAAUUCCUCUUCCGACACGAGCAUAUUAAAAAAUCAAAGUCACUGGUUGCCAAAGAGGCGGCACAAAGGUUCAAUCCAAACGUCAAGAUUGUCGCGCAUCAUGCCAAUAUCAAAGACGCCGAGUUCAGCGUUCCAUGGUUUCGCGACUUCAAGAUCGUUUUCAAUGCCCUCGACAACCUCGACGCUAGGCGGCAUGUAAAUAAGAUGUGUUUGGCGGCAGAUGUCCCCCUAAUUGAGAGUGGAACGACUGGUUUCAAUGGCCAAGUCCAGGUCAUCAAAAAGGGUGUCACUGCUUGCUACGACUGCACUCCCAAGGAUGUCCCCAAGUCCUUUCCCGUUUGUACGAUUCGAAGCACACCGAGCCAGCCAAUCCAUUGCAUAGUUUGGGGCAAAAGCUAUCUACUCAAUGAAAUCUUUGGCGUCAGUGAGGAUGAAUCCGCUUUUGAUCACUCAGCGGAUGCGGAUAACGCCCAGGAAAUUGAAGAACUAAAGAAAGAGUCAGAGGCUCUCAAGAAAAUCCGAGGAGCAAUAGGGACAUCUGAAUUUCCAAGAUUGCUGUUCGACAAAGUCUUUAAUUCUGAUAUCGAGCGCCUGCGAUCUGUUGAAGACAUGUGGAAAUCACGUCGCGCCCCUGAAGCGCUCAAGUAUGAUGAAGUGAUGGCACGAGCCGGCCAGGCUCUCGAAACAAAAGAUGCCAUUCUCUCGGAUGGACAGAAAGUUUGGUCCCUUGAAGAAAGUCUUGUUGUCUUCAAUGACAGUCUUGAUCGGCUGAGCAAGCGACUGCUUCAAAUGAGGGCGACCAAGGAUCCAUCCGCUCCUGAGCCGACCAUCACCUUUGACAAAGACGACGACGAUACUCUGGACUUUGUAGCGUCCAGCGCAAACAUUCGCUCCACAGUUUUUGGCAUCGAUGUGAAAUCUCGUUUCGACAUCAAACAGAUGGCCGGCAAUAUCAUCCCCGCCAUUGCCACAACAAACGCCAUUGUUGCAGGUCUCUGUGUCUUGCAGUCUUUCAAAGUGCUCAAAGGCGAAUACGGCCAGGCUAAGGAAGUAUUCCUAACACCCUUUGCCAAUGCAAGACUGUUGGCUCCAGAUAAGAAUCGAGAACCAAACCCCAACUGCCCCGUCUGCGGAGUUUAUUACACCAGUGUCAUUGCCGAUUUGUCCCGGGCAACACUUGGGGACAUCGUCGAGGAGCUGGUAAAGGACCAGUUUGGUUAUGGAGACAAAGAGUUUGUCGUGAGCAACGACGUUGGCGUGUUGUAUGACCCAGACGAGACAGACAACCUCGGAAAGAAACUCACUGAGCUUGGCAUCAAGGGAGGUAGUUUUCUCACUGUCACCGAUGAGGAUGAUGAUGCCCCAUUCGUCAAUUUGGUAAUUGAUAUUCAAAAUGGCAUCCUGGAUAACCAAAGAGAGUCAUUCCGCACGGUACAUGCUGGCCGUCCUGAAAUCCCUCACAAGACCCAGAAGUCUUCUCCAGUCGAGACCAACGGUAAUGGCCACGGCCAGCAAAACGGAAAGCAUUCGUUAGAAGAUGAGAUGGUAGAGGAGUCUAAAGGCACCAAGAGGCCACUUCCCGACGAUGGCAGCCCACCUUUCAAAAAGGCGAAGCUUGUCGGCCCGGCCGAUGACGUGGUGGUUGUGGAAGACGCCGGUGGAGCCAUCGUCAUCGAUGAUUAA